CUCAUUUGGGUCUAAAUGUCUCAGUUGGGCUGGCUAUAUGGAUCUGCAACAGAGGAUGUCCUCACCGGGCUUUUUAUCCAAGGGAAAGGCUGGAGAUCCGCCUACUGUACACCCGACCCACCUGCUUUUCUUGGAUGUGCACCUUCGGGUGGGCCGGCCAUAAUGAUCCAACAGAAGAGAUGGGCUACUGGGCUUUUUGAAAUUAUUUUCUUCAGUCAAAGCCCAAUUAUCGGAACUCUUUUUGGAAAGCUUCAAUUGAGACAAUGCAUGGCUUAUUUGUAUAUCCAACUAUGGGCCUUGAGAUCCAUUUUUGAAGUAUGUUAUGCUAUUCUGCCUGCCUAUUGCCUGAUCACCAAUUCCAGCUUUUUACCCAAGGCAAAUGAACCAAGUAUGGUUAUACCAGCAUCAAUCUUUAUCGUCUACAAUCUAUAUGGUUUAUCAGAGUAUGUUAGAGCAAAUGAGCCAAUAAAAGCAUGGUUAAACAAUCAAAGAAUGUGGAGAGUCAAUGCUAUGACUGCAUGGCUAUUUGGGAUUCUAAGUCUACAACAAAAAUUACUUGAAAUUUCUGAGAUUGCAUUUGAAGUUACAAAAAAGGACCAACGGAAUGAAGGAGAUGACACAAAUAAUUCUAAUAUUGGAAGGUUCACAUUUGAUGAUUCACCAAUUUUUGUGCCUGGCACUACAAUUCUCUUAUUGAACCUUAGUUCCUUGUUCAUUGGGAUUUUAGAUUUCAAACAAGGGAGAGAUUUUGAAUGGGGAUUAGGAGAGGUUAUAUGCAUUAUGUGGGUACUUUUCAUAUUUUGGCCAUUUUUGAAAGGGUUAUUUGCUAAAGGGAAGUAUGGGAUUCCAGCAACAACUAUUCUCAAGUCAGGGGCAUUGGCAUUGUUGUUAGUUCAUCUUUUCAAGUUUACCAAUAAGUUGUAAAUUUUUUUUCUUACAUUUUGAAUGCUCAAAUUUCAAUAGCAUAUAU
Molecule: messenger RNA, 970 nt
Organism: Nicotiana attenuata
Lineage: Eukaryota; Viridiplantae; Streptophyta; Magnoliopsida; Solanales; Solanaceae
Product: cellulose synthase-like protein H2
Biological process (GO): cellulose biosynthetic process; plant-type primary cell wall biogenesis
Cellular component (GO): plasma membrane; trans-Golgi network
Molecular function (GO): cellulose synthase (UDP-forming) activity; mannan synthase activity
Source: RefSeq, a predicted model, not a curated record